Molecule: messenger RNA, 1399 nt
Organism: Monosiga brevicollis MX1
Lineage: Eukaryota; Choanoflagellata; Craspedida; Salpingoecidae
Exons: 1
Coding region: 77-1399 (440 amino acids)
Source: RefSeq, a predicted model, not a curated record
AUAGAAUUUUGCUGUCUCGUCAAGGACAGCGAUACGUGACGAGGGGGGAGGCUUAGCUGGCUGGGAAUGAUUGGUCAUGGCGGAAGCAUCAUCCUCCAGUCGUGCGCUAUUUGAGCGCUUUCAAGCUGACUUUCCAUCGAGCUGCCACAGCAAGCUCCGUCAGCUGCUGCGGCUAGCGCGACCCGAUGACCUGUCGCUGGACUCACCAGGUCACGUGGCCUGCCCAAUCUGUGCUGCCGAGAUGCCCCUCGAUCAGGUUGAUGCACACAUUGAAGCCGGCUGUCCUCCGGCAGAGACCCCUUCAUCGACCACAAAGAUACCUAUGCCUGGUCCCGUGCCGGGCGGUGUGACUCCGCCAGCCAAGCGCGAGAAGCCAAACCCUCCAACCGAGGCGAGUCAGACCCAAGAAGAAUCACCCGCAGCGAUAUCAGCUCCCAAAGUCAAGUCCAAGAGCAAAGACAAGCCCCCUGCGGCCGUUUCAUCUCGUGGCUCUUCUCGUGGAGGCAGUGGUAACCUUCAUGCUUUCUUUGGAGGUGAGGAUACCACGGUCCCUGGAUAUUUUGUUCUGCACCGCACGGCUGGCCUGCCCACGCAUGCCACUUUUGAGCGCGAAGCGCCGCCGGGGUUUCAAGCCUUGCAGCAUACCUUUACUUGGGAAGGCAAGCAGGUAUGGACUCGUGAUAAACGUGAAAAGCACAUCCUUUCUGGCGCUCAGCUCAAGGCCCCGCCAACACUUACCCGUCAACUUUUGGCCAGGCUCGGUUGGGCGAAGUCGGCGCAGCUGCCGCCAAGCCUACCUAUCGAUGGAGUGAGAACAAGCCGCAGUAUCGUGAUGCCCAGCUGCUUCAAAGUCAUCUACAGGUGCGUAUCCGAUGACCUGGUGGAAUUCCAUGACGUUGAUCCGGGCCUUUCGUCUGCAUUCACGGCAUCACAUCGUUUGCGCGCGCGCGCGCGCCUGGGCCACACCCUGUUGAAGAAAUGCGUGCGGCGCUGUCGGGCUGAACUGGCCGUUUGCAGCGCCCGCGAGCUGCUUCUGUUUGACCCAAUCAAGGUGCUUCGACGGCUGCCCGUCAUCAUGAUUGAAGACGGACAACUGUUAGAGUGCCUUCCGGCUCUCGUUUGGUACAUGGUUGCCUUGAGCAAGAGCUACCGGCUCUCUGAUGCCGAUACGGCCUUCCUCCUUGGCGUCGUGCACGCCGUCGCUGCCUCGCCCUUCAAGGAUGGCGCCGUCACAUGGGGAGAAGUCGACGAAAAGUUCAACGGCCGUCAUAUUGUUAAAGUGAGCUGUCGGUCCAUCCCUUGCUACGCACAAAUGUGCUGUCAUUCAAUUAGAUGGUACUUGCUGACCCGACCGUGCUCUGGUUUGGGCCACCACGCUUGUGUAGGCCAAACUUUCUGA